UUCGCUUGGAGUAGACUGGAAUAGACCACGAACAAACUAAGAAGUCUGAGGAGAGAGACCCUGCUGUCGUCACUGCUCCUGGUGUUAAAGAAGGCCUGAACGACGCCUGUCCUGCAGUUUACCGCGCUGCACUGAAGCUUCGUUCCCUGCAGAAACUUUGCCGCAUGCAUAUGGUCUCGAUCCGGGAUUUAGGCUCGGCUCUUUGGGCUGUAGGGGACUUGGGGAAUCUUUCCGAGGAAAGCUUGAAGCAGAGCCUAGAACAGCUCUUCCAGGGUGUUUUACAGAAAUUACCUGUUCAGGUGGUACCAGAAGCUAUAGAGCAGACUUCCAGACUUCUCUUCAAGCUGUACGACAGGGAGAAGACUGGCUUUGUCCUUCUCAGAUCUGUGGAAGUGGCACUGACGGUGCUUUCAGGAGACACACUUUCAGCCAAACAGAGAGCUCUGUUCCAGCUGGCUGUUAGCUGUAGCAGAAGGCAAGGCACAGAGGACGCCUUUGUCAGCCGUGCCGGCCUCAGGAACCUUCUGGACGACCUUAGUCAGGUGCCAGCUGUGGUCCAGGAGAGCCAUGUGUUUGGUCCAGUGGAGGCUGCUAUCCAAUCCUGCUUCAGUGGGGCUAUCAAUGGGAGAGCCGGGGAGGAACAUUUUGUGAGCUGGCUGCAAUCAGAGCCUCGUUUACUGCUGUGGCUGUCCACCCUCUACAGACUCUCAGUUAGUGAGGCAGUACAGCACAGAGUACACUGCCACGCCUGCAAGGCCUUCCCCAUCACAGGUCUCAGGUAUCGCUGUUUGAAGUGUUUGAACGUCCACCUGUGCCAAAACUGUUUCCUGACCAAGAAACGUACAAGGAAGCACAAGCCUUCACAUCCAGUUCUUGAGUACUGCACUCAGCCCUCAUGGAAGGAAUCAGUGGCAUCAUUGGCAUCCAGUGCUCGCCAUGUUCUUCUGCCACGGCGCUACACCAGGAGAGGAACAGAGAGGAGGAGACCUCUUAUAGCUGGAUCCAAUGAAGAGACACAUGACAGGUACAGAAAAAGAGUGUGUGUAUUCAUUAAUGUACAUUUUCAUUCUUUCAGGUGUCCUCUUUCCCUCAGUGCUCAUGUCUCAGAGCUGCAGCAGCAAGAGUGUGCUGAUAAUCUGGAAAGUUUGGACGUCACUGUAUCUGAAAAUGUUCCUCCUUCUCCUCCUCCUCCUCCUCCGCAACUUAACAUGGAGUCAAAAUCACUCCAGACAGAUGAGUCGGAAACCCAGCCUCAGAGGAAGAUGUCAUUACUCCAAAAGGACCUAAGCAUCACGCGAAACGCCAUGAAAGACCUGCAGAGAGAUAAAUGGUGGCUUCUGGAGAAAGAAUUUCAGGUGUGGAAAGUUGCUGCACAGUCAGAGCAUGACUCUUUGGAAGACAGGUGCACGGCGCUGGAGGCCACCAUGGAGGCGCUGAUCCAGCACAACCAACAGCUGGAGCAGGGGCUAGGACAAGUCAGACAUGCAUUGAGUACGAGGGGAAGAGAUGAGUUUGGCAGCGAUAUCCACACCCCUCCUCCACAACAACACAGCGGAGAUAACACCAGCGAGAAACAGUUCACAGAAUCUGAAAGUCCAGCUUCCUACACCAGCUCUACUACAAAAAAGGAUGAGGAAACACCGACAGGGGAAGUGAAGGAGCGAGAACAGCAGAUGGAAGCAGAAGAGACUCUGAAUCAAGUGCAAGAGGAAGGGCAUAUAGACGUAGUAGUUACUGAAACCUGUGUGAUCGAGACAAAGAAAGAGGUCCAACUUGUUGGGCAGUCUGAAGAUGAGGAGGAGGAGGAGGAGGAGGAAGAGGAGGAGCCACACCUUUACAUACAAGAGCUUAUUGGAAAAGAUAUAACCUUAGAAGGGUCUGCCAUAGUGGAGGAUUCUGGGACAGAUAACUCCGACGAGGAAGAAGAGCUUUGUGACCUAGUGCAGAGACUUCAUGGUGCACUCCUAUCCACACAAAUAGGCAAGUACAGUGUGAAGAUCAGUUGCAUACCUGAGCUAGUUUGCUUAAAGGCAAUUAAGAAAAUCACAUGGUAAAUAUGAGCAAAGAAGGCUGGGAAAAAUUGUCUUUAUUGUUUAA
This is a messenger RNA of Ictalurus punctatus (channel catfish), 2097 nucleotides long. RefSeq names its product dystrotelin (gene dytn). Gene Ontology annotation, biological process: synaptic signaling. Bases 165 to 2054 code for a protein of 629 amino acids. Gene Ontology annotation, cellular component: plasma membrane. The record is from RefSeq and is a predicted model, not a curated record. NCBI's taxonomy places the organism in Eukaryota, Metazoa, Chordata, Actinopteri, Siluriformes, Ictaluridae. Gene Ontology annotation, molecular function: zinc ion binding. The transcript is spliced from 12 exons.